ACGUGCAAGGAGAAGUUCGAAGUUUGAAUAUGUGGGAAAAUCAAUACAUACGACAGCUGAAUGAUCAAUAGUUGCUGUGGAAUGGAUGUAAACAUCUCCUGAAAUAAUGAAAAAUACUUUGGAUCGUAUUUAUCAGAUUACUGUGUUGAAAUAACUCGACAGAUACGACGAUAGAUAUCUUAUGUAUGGUAAAAGUUCGUACAACUUAUACGAGUUACGACCUACCUAUUAUUGUUGGUUUGUUUUCAUCAUUUGAGUUGGCAAGCCUUUUGUUGACACGUCCCCAAAACACAGUUGCGCAAUCAAAAAAUCCGAGUAUUUACGAAGACGGUCCGAGACAUCACGAAGGAUUGGACAACGCGAUUACGGUAUACAUAGGAGACCACAGCUCAAGGGCUGCAUGUCAUUAUUCUGUUAAUUGGUCCACUGCUUGAUGACAUCGUGAAUUGACAGGCAUUCCCGAGACAAGGCGUUUGGGCUCAAGUCCAGCCGUAUCAAGUAUUCUUCGCAUAAGUGUAUAAGAUCUGCCACAGGGAUUAAAGGCCUGUUCAUUCACAUUAGUUCUACUUUUCAAGUCAUUCUUUGUCGUAUGGUUUGGCUGUGGUUUUGUUGUGCUCGCUAAUCGUUAUUCGAAGUCGACUGCGGGUCCUUGGUGUGUGUGCGUGUGUGCGUUACAUUAGAAUUUACUUUCUAAAUUUGAAGUGAAACAGCACGUACAAUUCUCUUCAAUUCUUGACUCGUCAGGAACCACGGUAAUUCUACGGAUAAUUGGGUGCCGUUUAAGUUCUACAUCUAGCAUUUUCACAGCAAAGUUCAUUAUUUUUGCCGUCUGGCCACUGACAAGACUUUGGAUUUCGGUUUCUAAAGAAGAAGUUGGGCAAGGAGAUAAUUUCAACUUUCCGUAUCAGUCAUCAGUGUUAUCGGGGUGAUAUUAAACGAAGCCAUAAAGAUGCUGAAUGGGCAAGAUCCUUCCAGAGGUAAUGAUGAAUCGAAUGAGGAACAAGGCAGUAGUAGUAGAACAUCCAGAGUAACUACCCAGAGGAAAGAGUCGAAAGCUAGCGGCACUAGAGCACCCAAGACCCGUUCCACUGCGGCCAAAAGAAUUCAAAGGGAAUUGGCUGAUAUCACUUUAGAUCCUCCACCAAAUUGCAGUGCAGCGCCGAAGGGAGACAAUAUUUACGAAUGGGUAUCUACAAUCAUGGGUCCUCCUGGAUCAGUCUACGAACGUGGAGUUUUUUUCCUCGAUAUACACUUUCCUCCAGAUUAUCCGUACAAACCACCUAAGGUGACUUUUCGCACAAGAAUCUACCAUUGUAAUAUCAACAGCCAGGGCCAAAUAUGCUUGGAUAUUUUUAAAGAUAGUUGGAGUCCAGCGUUGACAAUUUCUAAAGUACUGCUCUCUAUAUGCUCUUUGCUGACUGAUUGCAAUCCAGACGAUCCUCUCGUUGGUAGCAUUGCUACCCAAUACCAAACGAAUCGUGCCGAACACGACAGAAUCGCUAAGGAAUGGACGCAAAGAUACGCCACAUAAUUUGCGGAGGAUAUGCAUUUGACGAUCUGACUUUAUUGAAGUCACAAAUGCAUUUCUUGAUUUCCUAUAUGCUGGUACAGCAUAUCGACAUUUGUACAUAAAAGACAUCGUAUGUUUUUGUUUCUAGUGUUCAAAGCUUGUGAAAUUUCUCAUCACUUUUAGCAAACUGUGAGCGUUUUCGUAUAUUGUAAAUUUUUGACCAGACUCCUAGAAUUAUUUUGUAGAGUGAUAUUUUUCACUGUCUUUUCAAAUUGUAGUUAUUGUACGUAGUUUGGAAGGGAAAUAAUAAUGAAUCUUUAUUGA
Xenia sp. Carnegie-2017 is the source of this 1834-nucleotide messenger RNA. RefSeq names its product ubiquitin-conjugating enzyme E2 E1-like. Bases 950 to 1531 code for a protein of 193 amino acids. Gene Ontology annotation, biological process: protein polyubiquitination. Gene Ontology annotation, molecular function: ubiquitin conjugating enzyme activity. The transcript is spliced from 8 exons. The record is from RefSeq and is a predicted model, not a curated record. Lineage: Eukaryota; Metazoa; Cnidaria; Anthozoa; Malacalcyonacea; Xeniidae. Gene Ontology annotation, cellular component: nucleus.